This is a messenger RNA of Hypanus sabinus (Atlantic stingray), 1868 nucleotides long. It is a transcript of the gene tslig3b, whose product is annotated as family with sequence similarity 98 member B. Bases 150 to 1427 code for a protein of 425 amino acids. NCBI's taxonomy places the organism in Eukaryota, Metazoa, Chordata, Chondrichthyes, Myliobatiformes, Dasyatidae. The transcript has 8 exons. The record is from RefSeq and is a predicted model, not a curated record. Gene Ontology annotation, cellular component: tRNA-splicing ligase complex.
GCCACUCGUCGUUGGACAAAGGAGCGGGAGGAGGUUUGAAAGGAGCCGGUGGGGUGAAGUGACCGGGGGGUGGUGGUGGAGAGUUCGGUGAAGGCCUAGUCUCGUUUCUAAGCGGUUGCUGUGGUGCACUCGAGCUUGUUAGUCGUGCCAUGGAGGCGGACAUCCUGGACACACUCGAUGCGCUAGGGUACAAUGGACCCUUGUUGGAUGAAGAAGCACUUUUGAAAGCAGUUGAGACUGGGCCAUCUUCUUCGGAAUUUACUGAAUUAUGUGUAUGGUUAUCUUCACAGAUAAAACUGUUAUGUAAUUUGGAAGAAAGUAUAAAUAGUAUUACUAGUGCUGAUGAUAUUGAAAGCUUUCUGUUGGAGGUUAAUGGUUUCCUAAAAGAAAUGUCUUGCCCCUAUUCAACACUUCUGUCAGGAGAUUUUAAAGAGAGACUAAAGAAGAAGGAAGACUGCUUAAAACUAUUAUUGUAUCUUUCAUCUGAGCUUCAAACUGCCAGGAUCUUACAGUGUAAAUCUCCAGCAUCAAAAGCUGAAGGCAACAAAGAUAUUUCUCGGGAAAUUAAAUCUAUCUUUGCAGCGCUGGGCUUCCCCUGUCCCACAUCAGGUGUUGCUGAUGCACAGUUUUUUAAACCUGUAGAGGAAAAGGUGAAAACUAUUAUUUCCAAAGUUCCCAAAAGUCAUAUGAGUCAACCAUUGCUGAAGCAGACACUAAAUCCUGAACAAUGGGAGAACCUUGUGGAGAUAAAUAAAGCUCUCACUAGUGAGUAUGAGUGUCGCAGAAGGAUGUUGAUCAAACGUCUAGAUGUGACUGUCCAGUCAUUUGGCUGGUCUGACAAAGCCCAGGCAAAUACAGACAAAAUGGCAAAAGUCUAUCAACCAAAAAGGCAGUCUUUAUCGCUGAUGUCAACUGUAACCCUCGCUCACCUCCUGGCUGCGCGUGAGGACUUGUCCAAAAUCCUGAAGACCAGCAGUGGUUCCUUAAGAGAAGGAACAUCCUGUGCCAUUAACAAGGUUCUGAUGGGGAGAGUGCCUGACCGAGGAGGUAGGCCAUCUGAAAUAGAAGCUCCACCACCAGAGAUGCCACCAUGGCAGAAGAGACAAGAUGGUGGGAGAGGUGGAUUUGGUGGUGGAGGUGGCGGUCGUGGUUGGGGUGGUGGACAAGGAGGUGCAGGUGGCAGGGGUGGUGGAGGAAGAGGUGCACAAGGGGUAGGAGGUGGUUCUUGGGGGGGUGGAGGUGGCGGUUAUGGGGGUGGCUAUGGAGGUGGUGGCUAUGGGGGUGGCUAUGGAGGUGGUGGCUAUGGGGGUGGCCAGGGAGGUAGAGGUGGGAGAGGAGGGUAUGGGGGAAGAGGAGGUUAUGGGGGAAGAGGAGGGUAUGGAGAUACGGGAAACUAUAGUGGACGAGGGGGUUAUGGGAGAUACUAAAUGGACAUGACAGUUCGUUCUGAAUACCUGCAUAAACUGUUGACACUUAGAGCUACAUUGUUUGCAAUUAGUGCAACAGUGAAGUUUGUACCUGUAGCUAGAAUUAUUUUAUCUACCCAAGGUCAGAAAAUUACAGCAUUCAUUUAUCCUUUAGGGUACAUGAAUGGUAAAGGCCUUUUUAAAUAAAUAAUUAUGCAUACAUGGUACAUGUUGUUUACUACCGAAAACAAGAAACAUUUUUUUAUGUUCAUUGAAAAUGUUCAUUGUACAAAUGUCCUUUUUUAUGAGAAUGUGAUUAUUAAAAUUAUUUUACUGUGUAAAUGCUAGAAGGCUAUGAAAAGCUGUGAGCAGUUGAGAUUUUCUAAAUUACUAUAAAGAUUUUGGCCAUGUAGUAAUUAAAAAUGAACUAAUUAAUAAAUGGAGUUUUGUUUUGAGAUUGAA